This is a messenger RNA of Racocetra persica, 432 nucleotides long. The record is from the annotation of a GenBank genome assembly. Lineage: Eukaryota; Fungi; Glomeromycota; Glomeromycetes; Diversisporales; Gigasporaceae.
GUCCAUGCAUUUAAAUCUGAAGAUCUUUUGGAUCAUGUACCAGAAAAUCUACCAACAAACUGGAUUCUUUACGUCUCUUUCCAAUAUCUAAAAAAUUGUGGGCCGAAUUUUCGUACUGUUAUUCAGUAUGAUAAAGUUAAUAAUAAAAUUUGUUUCACCAUUUAUGAUGAAUUCAGUAUAAGCCUUAGCAACUAUGAUAAAUUAAAAAAAGAAUAUUUACUCCAUUGGUGUAUUCUUCCUGAAGAUUGUAAAGUUUUAGCUGAUGUUCUUAAGGAUAGAAAGGUCUUAAUAGAUGUUCUUCCCAACAAUAAAAACUUAGCUACAAUUCUUGAAAAUCAAGAAAUUUUAACUAUUUUGUCUCCUGAAAAUCAAGAUAUUUUUCCGGAAGAAAGAUUUAAUUUGAGCUCAAUUGGCCAAGGUAAUGUAACCUAA